AAAAUCGCUAGAAAUGGCCGACGGCUGACAUUUUCUUCAGCGUAGACGAAGACGAAGUCAUUCAAGGAUCAACAUUUGCUCUCCCAAAUAACACGCACACGACGAAUUAAUUGGUGUUCUACGGCCCUCGAUUCAGUUCACUGCAACCUCCAUUGAUCGAUCAUAAAUAAAUAAGUUAUAAUUUACUGUAUCCAUUCGAUUCUACUAAUUAUUCUGUAGAUUUACUUCAUCCAGUCAGUGUGCGAGCACACGCGGAGGCGCUGAUUGGCUCGGCGGUUGGGAGGAUUCCUAGAUCUCGAAGGAAUAGUAGACACGGAUAGAUCCUUUGCUCUUCGAAUUUGAAUUCCGGCGAUCAAUCAGGUUUGGUUAGUGCAUCAAAUAUUUAUCAUUUUCUUCAGGCAGACAGGGUAGGGUAGUGUUUGUUGGUUUUUGCGAUCUGUGAAGAAAAUAAAAAGUGCUCGUGAGAGGAUACCUGCGAAGCAUCAUGUCUAGAUGAAGUCAGAUCUGUUUGGUUGUACAGAAAUGAAAGACACGCAAAUAUUUCCAGCACCUCGUCAGCGUUUAAAGAAGCCGAGAUGGAUCAUUAUAUUGGUUUCUUUGGUUAGCUUGUUCUUGGUCUGUGCUUAUGUGUAUCCGCCUCGAAAUUCUGCAGCAUGUACUCUUUUCUCAGCUCACAGUUGCAAGGCUUAUCAAAGUUGGAUUCCUCCCGAGCCUGCUAGAGUACUAACUGAUGCUGAACUCGCUUCCCGAGUUGUAAUAAGAGAUAUUUUGGAUAUGUCUCCUACUAUUUCGACUACUACCAAAAUUGCAUUCCUGUUUCUGACACCAGGUGCAUUACCAUUCGAGAUGCUUUGGGAUAAAUUUUUUCAGGGUCAUGAAGGUAAAUUCUCUGUGUAUGUGCAUGCAUCCAAGGAUAAACCUGUGCAUUUCAGCCGUUAUUUCCUCGAUCGGGAGAUUCGUAGCCAGAAGGUAGUGUGGGGAAGAAUCUCGAUGGUAGAUGCAGAAAAGCGGCUAUUGGCAAAUGCACUUCUCGACCCGGACAACCAGCACUUUGUUCUUCUUUCGGACAGCUGUAUACCACUUCGUCGCUUCGACUAUGUGUACAACUAUCUCUUGUACACAAAUAUUAGCUUUGUCGAUAGUUUCGAGGAUCCCGGUCCACAUGGAAGCGGCAGAUACAUCGAGUAUAUGUUACCCGAAGUUGAGAAAAAAGACUUCCGAAAGGGUGCUCAGUGGUUCACGAUGAAGCGGCAGCAUGCAAUUAUAAUCAUGGCUGAUAGCCUCUACUACCGAAAGUUCCGUGACUAUUGCAGACCAGGCAUGGAGAAGGGACGGAACUGCUAUUCUGACGAACACUAUCUUCCCACAUUUUUCCACAUGCUCGAUCCGUCGGGAAUGGCCAACUGGUCAGUGACGCACGUCGACUGGUCUGAAGGAAAAUGGCAUCCGAAAUCGUACAGAGCGCGGGACAUAUCGCUCGACCUAAUUAGAAACAUUUCGUCUAUCACGGAGAGUGUCCACGUCACGAGCAGCGCUCGGAAAGAAGUUCAGAUAAGACCGUGUCUGUGGAACGGCGUCGAGCGACCUUGCUACUUGUUUGCGAGGAAAUUUUUGCCGGAGACGCUCGACGUUUUACUGCAACUUUAUCCGAAUUACACAUCCAUUUGAGCCCCGAGGAUCGAUCGUUUCGGCUUCCCUGCUCGUGUCCCGAUUUCGGACUAAGAUGAAGCCGAAUGCUCGACCCAACCCUGACCCGAACCCGCUGCGCGGUAAAUUAUUUUCGAAUUUUAGUUAUUUUUGGUGGGUGGGUUGAGUUGAGGUAUUAUUUAUAAGGGCAGCCUUUAGCCCUUUGCCAUUUUAUGAAACGUUUUUUUUAUUUUUAUUUUUUGGCUUUUGUACAAAUUUGGAGUGUAAAUGAUAUGAUCAGCUUAAUAUAUAUAUAUAUAUAUA
Messenger RNA from Andrographis paniculata, 1950 nucleotides. RefSeq names its product glycosyltransferase BC10-like. NCBI's taxonomy places the organism in Eukaryota, Viridiplantae, Streptophyta, Magnoliopsida, Lamiales, Acanthaceae. The record is from RefSeq and is a predicted model, not a curated record. The transcript is spliced from 11 exons. Gene Ontology annotation, molecular function: glycosyltransferase activity. Gene Ontology annotation, cellular component: membrane. The coding region runs from base 493 to 1668 and encodes 391 amino acids.